Molecule: messenger RNA, 3505 nt
Organism: Triticum dicoccoides
Lineage: Eukaryota; Viridiplantae; Streptophyta; Magnoliopsida; Poales; Poaceae
Exons: 4
Coding region: 1-570 (189 amino acids)
Source: RefSeq, a predicted model, not a curated record
AUGCCUUGCCUAACCGGCGGGCGGGCACGCCAGCGCGGCGAAGCCGUGUCCGGUAAGGAACCGGUUGGCGCCAGGCCGGCCUCCCCUCCCCAAACCGCCUCUGCGCCGUCUACAAAAGGCGCCCCGGUGCGCCCUCUCCUCCCCGCGCUCCGGCCUCCUCUCUUCUCCUUUGGAGCUUUCGUUCCGGCCGCGCCUCCGCGCUCGAUCGCCCGAGUCGCCCCCUCGCGUCUCCUCCCCCUUGUCCAUCAAAUUCUCGAUUCGUUUCGAAUCGCGUUUGAUUUCGCUCCUCGUCGCCUCUGCCUCCUGUGCUCGCAGGGGAUUCGGCCCGUGUCGUCCGCCUCCGGGAUCGAUCGAUCGGGGAUUCCGUCGAGCUGGUCGGUUUUGCCUCUGCGUCUGAUUUGGUCUCGGGUGACCCCAGGGCCGAAGCAAGAUUUAUUUUGGCCUAAGGCAAUGCUGGUAGCGAGCCUGAAUCUGUCAAAAUCGUCUGGACUGGAUCUGGUAUGUGGAGAUCCAUGGGGUGUUGUAUGUCAAAGGGGAUUUGAGGCAGAUGCAGCAGAAGCAAGAGGGUAGUGGUUCUGCAAAGAUUAGUCAAAGAGUGGAGGAUAUACAAAUGGUUAGAUCUUUCCAGAGGACUAUGUUUUGGUGUUCAACUCCAACUUGUGAUGCGUUUUUGGAUGAUCUCAAAUUCUCGAUCAUUCUGACUUUUAACAUAUUGAUGCGUUUUUGGAUGAUCUCAAAUUCUCGAUCAUUCUGACUUUUAACAUAUUCAUUUGCGAAGUACAAUAAUUUACUCUCCAGAGGUUCUGAUUUGGAUUAUUACUAGAAGGGCCAGGCGUGCUUUGCUUUGCUGGUAAACAACAAAGAAGAAUCAAACAUGCCCUGUUGACAAAGUUUUAAGCAUCAAAUUGUCGCUAAAUUUCAUCUUUAUUUCUUACAUGAGUGACAAAGUACAUAACUCCCAACAAUUCUGAUAGUGAUCUGUUGAUGGUUGUCCAGAAAUUGGAAUUACACAGCCUAGUGGGAGGUCCUAUUUUGCAUCAGCAUGGCGGUUCCUUCUGUGGCUUAAACUUUUUCAACCUUAUUGAACUCUCAUGACAUUAGGUUUUCUCUGCCUUAGUCGGUAAUUCUCAUAUCUUGCAGAUACCGACAUAGAAAGGAUAUAACUGCAGUUUGGAACUGGUGGUGUUGUCGUCCGUCAACCAUAGCUAUACUUCCUAUCCGAGACAGUAUUACUUGUUCCAGCCCAUCAUUUGAUCCAUGCUUUAGCUAUUUAUAAGUAACAUUUCCCCUAACUGAAAAUUUAUGGAAAGGUCUCUUGCUCGUUGCAGGUUGUAGUUGACGAAACUCGAGCCCAACCUGAUGAUUAAUCUGUUUGCAGAUCUCCUAAAUCUACUAGUAUACCUUCAGUUCGUUGCAUCUUACAUAACCUACAAAUUAUCUUACUAGGUAAUAUUUUAUAAUACAGAUUCAUAUGCAAAGGUGCACGAAUCUAAGGAUAAUCCGAAGCUUUUGACUAAUGGCUCAUCCUACAACCGAAAGAAGACUCUUGCCAUCUUUCUUUUAAUUUCAUUUAGCUACUUGGCCAUGUCUUUGAUAUAGGGUUUUGCUCCUGCCCUUCCUGUGGUUCCUGCUUUUUUAGCCCAGACCAUGUGGGUAAUGACGCGGAAUCUGUUCUAAUAUUUUUGGUUUGCGAUCUAGCUCUCCGUUGUUCGAUUUGUUACCUUUAACUCUUGAUCCCUGUGUUCUAUUGGUCUUCUGCAAGUGUGGUUUGCAGGAUAUAAUAGCUUCGUCUCCCCAAAGCAAAAAUUCAUGAGAAGGUCUCUUGGUCGUUGCAGGUCCUAAUUGACUAUUUAGGUCCAACCUGAUGGAGUUAUCUGUUUGAAGAUCUUCUAAGCCCUACACCUUUGCAAUUCAUUGCAAUUUGUUCAACAUAUAAAUUAUCUUAUGGAGACAAUUUGAACAUUCAGAUUGAUUUGUUGGAUAGAUAGAUUCGAAGGUUUCUCUGGGGCUUCAGUCUAGAUGGGACAUCCUACAACCGAAAAAACUCGGUGCUCUCUACAACUGAAAAAUUAUCUUAUGCUGAGUAAUCUCCUGAAGAAACUUCUGUUGUCUUGGUUGCCUUUUGCUUGUAGCAUUGAUCAAACCAUGCUGGUAGCCAUUCAAAAUGUGUCACCUUUUUGGUUUCUGUUGGUCAUGCCUGCAUGGUUGAGGAUUCAUAAGUGUCUUGAGGCAUGACUGGACUGUUUGGUUCUCCUAUUUGAUUUCUCCAUGUGAGCAGUUUGGUUUCUGUUCUGAGUAUUAUUUGGAUUUUUGGUUGUUCUCCAGCAUUUGAGCCUAGGCUUGCCCGGACUACUUUUUGGCUCAAUAAUUGGAAUGGUGCUCUAGGAGAUUCUUCGUGAUUCGAUCUUGUCAGUAACUCCUAGUUCUAUGCAGAUGUGGCAUACAAUGAGGAUAAUUCAAACGAAUGUUCAUAACUUCGCUAAACCAGGCUUAUCCCUAUCUCCCUUGCUAUAUUUGUUCACAUGUUUUUGAUGUUGAACAGCUUUCUCCAAAAUGGUUAGGCAGUCUUAUGUUCAUUGCAGGUGUACUUGACAAUUUUACAAAAGAAAUCUGAUGUCAUGCUACGUGAUAAUUUGUUUGGAGACCUUCUGAUUUCACAUGAAAACCAAUUAGCUGUUUAAGUCUCGAGUAUUCAAACUGAUCCGCAGAGGUGAAGAGUUCUAAAAGCUUGUUUAGGAGCUUCUUUCUGGAUAGAGGAGGACUAAAACCAUAACACUUAUUUUGGUACAGAGGAAGUACCUAUGCUCCAUCCUUGUUUUGACUCAUUGUCCAGUUCUAAUUAUGGUCUGACUUUCCUUGAAGAAACUUUUAAGUAUGCCGAUUACAUUUGGGCUGUUCAUUAUUGAUAGGCACUGUUGGAGGUUUUAUUGGAAGAUUGUAGAGUUGGAAAUCCUAGCAAAACGUCAGUUGGUGGGGGUACUUGGUGAAGCAAAUGGAUCGUCUGCUUCCCGGACGGUUUGGACUUCUGAUUAAUCCUGAUCAUGAAGCAUAUUGCUUGAUUUGGUCUUUGUGGCAGCUUUCAGUUUGAACUUGAAUUCAGUGGUAGUUUGGAGUUAAUAGUGUGCACAUCUGAUUCUUCCAAUCGUCCUGAAGCAUCUUACUUGGUUUCUGUUAAUUGCCAUCAGUAUCUGCUUCAACUUGCAUGUGGAAUAUGAUCUAUCUUUUGCUCCGAAUCAACAAAAUGCUAGAAGUGUCUCAAACAAGGGUCCAACAAUGGAAAUAUCAGUUCAUACUCAAAGUUUGUAUAGGGGAUUAUCAAGUUUUGAUUUGGCUAUUAAUUACUACUUGGUUGCCUGUUUCCAGAAGUUGGGUUUUAAUAUUAGGCUACUUGUAUCUAUAAUUUUAUAUCUAGCAGCAAUAUCUUUAGCUGCAAAUUUAUAUCAUCUAAUACAUGUACAUGAGCUCUGUAUGCAGUAAAAGAUCUCCAUAUAUUUGUGGGGUCACA